AUGGCCAACUUAAUCAUCUACGGCGCCACUGGAUACACUGGCCGACUUGCAUCCGAGUUUGCCAAGUCUGACAAUCUCCAGUUCACUGUAGCGGGCAAGUCAGAGAGUAAGCUCAAGGCCCUUGCCGCUUCCCUCGGUGUUGAGUAUCGCAUAUUUGCGCUUGGUGACCCUAAAGUCGUCGACGCCGCCUUACAAGGGGCCCGGGUUCUUCUGAACUGUUCGGGCCCGUUUUUGCACACGGCUGAGCCCUUGAUUGAGGCAUGCAUUCGCAAUGGGGUCCAUUAUCUGGACAUUGCUGCCGAACUGGACAGCUAUGAGCUAUCUGAAAAGAAGCAUGAAGAGGCCAAAAAAGCCAACGUUAUGCUCUUACCAGGGUGUGGGGGUAGCGUUGCUAUGCUAGGCUGCCUAACCAACUACAUGAUUGAAGGUGUAGCCAACCCAAUCAGUAUCGAUAUUGCCCUCCACGUCGCCGGCCCCAUGUCUCGAGGUUCGGCCAUCAGUGCAGCGGAGAAUUUGACAUCAAAGUGUCUCAAGCGGCUUGAUGGAAAACUAGUGGAUCAGGAUAGUGGGCAGACCAUUUACUUCGAUUUUAAUGAUGGCAGAGGCAGCGUGUCCUGUUUUCCGGCAACUUUACCCGACGUCAUCACAAUAUGGAGAUCUACCAACAUUCCAAACAUCAGAACAUUCGUUCAUGUGGCGGGAGAUGCUUUUCCCACUGAGAAUCUGAAUUCCCUGGCGGAGGGUCCAACGGCUAAGCAAAGAGAGAGCAACCCGUAUCAUGUUGCAGCUACUGUAACUGGUUCGGACGGAGCAACCACUCGUGCCGUCCUUCACACCGUUAAUGGCUACACGUUUACACCGCUGGCUUCUGUGGAAGCGGCGAGGCGAGUGCUGAUGGGAGAGGUGAAGGCAGGUUUUCAAACGCCUUCUAGACUUUUUGGCUAUCGCUUCGUGGAAGCAAUAGCCGGAUCAACUUUUCGAGAUCUUUGA
Messenger RNA from Trichoderma gamsii, 990 nucleotides. RefSeq lists its product as hypothetical. The coding region runs from base 1 to 990 and encodes 329 amino acids. The transcript has a single exon. Lineage: Eukaryota; Fungi; Ascomycota; Sordariomycetes; Hypocreales; Hypocreaceae. The record is from RefSeq and is a predicted model, not a curated record.